AUGUCAUCCAACGCAACCUUAUUGAAUGAGCUUUGCAGCAUCUGCAACACCAACAAUUUCAAGUACCGAUGUCCCGGCUGUUCCGCACGUACAUGCUCGUUGCCAUGCUACAAACGUCACCAGUCAUGGGCACAAUGCUCUGGCAAGCGAGAUCCGACCAAGUUCGUCAAGAAGUCUGAGCUCGUGACAUCCGCUGGUAUUGAUCACGACUUCAACUUCCUAUCCGGUAUAGAACGGAACCUUGAGAAGGCUGAGAGGGUCGCUAGCGCCACCACCUCUAGCCAUGUCACAGAGGCCAAGUUGAGUCGCCAGCGGGCAGGUGUUCCUUACCCCAAGCUCGAGGCUGCUGCUAGCGUAAAGAUUAUACGAGCGCCACAAGGCAUGAGCAGACAAAAAGAGAACAAGUCACACAUGUCUGCCACCAAAAAGGCUUCACGGAAUAUAGUUUGGACUGUCGAGUGGUUCGACGAGACCAAGAAACGUGUGCUUACUGAGACGUCUUCUACAUAUCCACUACGGGAUGUGCAACCUUUCAAGCAACAUAGUACAGGAGCCAAAAGCAAGAAGAGGAAGCUAAACGCCGAAGACGCUGCAACCACAGAGAGACAGCGCGAUGCGACGCACCCUUCAGAGGAUCAAGACCAACAACAUCAACCGAAAUCUGGCGUUGAACACCAGAUCGACGAUGCAAGGCCAGGGCCACAAUCCCCGGAACAACCAGCCAAGGUGACGGAUACGCAUCCUGCCAAAGUCAGUAGCCACGGGCCAAGCAUCCAGACCCCAGAACAUAUGCUUUUUCUCCUAAAGCCACGCACAAGCACAAACCGGCACGUCGUCAUUCCCCUCGACCCCUCCCGCACCCUGGCUGAAAACCUGCACGGCCACACCAUUCUCGAGUUCCCUACCAUCUACGUGUUUCCCCCGGCAACGGAGAAACUACCCGAAGACUUUAUGCUGGAGGAAGAGUACGCCAAGCUGGAAGGGGAACAGCAGAAAGAGUUUGAUGAGCUGAUGAACGAGCUUGAUCCUGACAUCUUGAAGCGGUUAAAGGAAGGAGAGGACGCGCAGAGGUACGCGGGUGCGGACGAAGAAGUGGAUAGCAAAAAGAUACUUGAUGUGCUGAAGCAAGACAUUGGCGGGCUUUGAACACGUAAUAGUGCAUCACGUGAGCGAGGUACAUCCUGCAGCUGGCAAGCUUGCUUUUGAUGACGGGCCUGGACAGUAGGGUAGAAAGGAUGAAGAGGGGUAGAGCCAGACGAUGACGAAAUAGAGUUCAAAUCGCACAGGCAUGUUGUAUAAGAGAAGAAAAGAAAUUGACGUCUGAUUUGUCGCACAAGGUUGCCUCCCAGCUAAUCGCAGUAUGUAGGACGUAUCUCAACCCAUCGGAGGCUACUCCACCGUCGCAA
This is a messenger RNA of Pyrenophora tritici-repentis Pt-1C-BFP, 1406 nucleotides long. RefSeq names its product HIT finger domain containing protein. Lineage: Eukaryota; Fungi; Ascomycota; Dothideomycetes; Pleosporales; Pleosporaceae. The record is from RefSeq and is a predicted model, not a curated record. Gene Ontology annotation, biological process: box C/D snoRNP assembly; maturation of LSU-rRNA from tricistronic rRNA transcript (SSU-rRNA, 5.8S rRNA, LSU-rRNA); snoRNA localization. Gene Ontology annotation, cellular component: pre-snoRNP complex; nucleus.